UAAUUUAUGUAGACCUUAAUCACCCUAAAGAGUAGCCAAGUAGUUUUAAAGUAUAAUAGAUUCGUUUCGGUUUGCUAUGUUUACAUUCCCUAAUUUGGGUAUAUCUACUUUCACUUUAGUGUUAAACUUCAACUUGUGACAGCUUUUAUUUUUAACGCACAAUACCAGAGCUUUACUCAGAAUUAGAAUUUUGUAACAUUUGUUGUAAACACAGUAUAUUCAGAAUGCAGGUAAAUGUGUCACUGAUGACUGGAUUAAGACGAAUGUUUUACCUUCUAACACCCGAGGAGGCGUCUUUUGAAGAAACAAAAGAUGUUCCAAAAUACAUCAACGAAGCAUUUCCGUUUUUUGUUUUGUUUAUAGUAAUAGAGUCAGGAAUAUCUAUUUAUAAAAAAGAUAGAAAAUAUCGUCUUAAUGACAGUAUUACCUCCAUUAGUGCUGGUCUCAUGUCACGGUUACCAAUGAUCGUCGUACCGUCUAUAACAAUGGCAACGUAUGUAUGGAUAUAUAAUACUUUUAAUAUUAUAACUCUACCAUGGAAUUCUGCGUGGACAUGGUGGCUGUGUUUUCUAGGAGUUGAUCUGGGAUAUUAUUGGUUUCACAGAUUAGCUCACGAGGUAAAUUUUAUGUGGGCAGGUCACCAAGCUCACCACAGUAGUGAAGAUUAUAAUUUUUCAACAGCCUUACGCCAGUCGGUGCUUCAAAAUUAUACCUCAUGGGUAUUUUACCUUCCACUGGCUUUGUUUAUACCACCAUCUGUGUUCCUGGCACACAACGAAUUAAACAUACUCUAUCAAUUCUGGAUACAUACUCAGUAUAUAAAGUCUCUAGGACCACUAGAAUAUAUAUUAAAUACACCUAGUCAUCAUAGAGUGCAUCAUGGUAGAAACAGAUAUUGUAUUGAUAAAAACUAUGCAGGUACUUUAAUUAUCUGGGAUCGAAUAUUUGGAACUUUUGCUCCUGAAGAUGAGGAAGUGGUGUAUGGGUUGACGCAUCCCUUGGGUACGUUCGACGCUGCAGAGGUUCAGAUAGCCUAUCCUAGAUAUGUAAUAGAGAGACUGGGUGAUAUGACCAGUGUAGGUGAUAAAUUCAAGUGUAUAUUAUAUGGACCAGGCUGGUCACCGGGUAAACCACGUACCGGCGAGAUUGGGGACAUUCCAGAUGUAAAGGCACCAGCUAAACAAUAUGAUGUUUCUGUUGGUUUGUUUCUCAAUAUAUAUGUAUCAGUACAUUUUAUUCUCGUUUUAAUUGGUCAUCAAUUGUUAAUUGUAAAUGUUGCUGGUUUUAAUCAAAUGUCUGUGAUAUCAUUUUUGGUUUAUAUGGGAUUUUCCCUUACCAUAUUUGGGCAGUUGCUUGAUGGAAGCGAUAAAGGCUCUGUCUUGGAGUUGGUUCGGUGUUUGACUUUUGUGUUCGGUGAUAUUAUAUUGAGCAAAUAUGGAUUGUAUUCGAAUGGGGUUUUACUACAAAUUUUAAGAUUCUUAUUCAUUACCUCUGCUGGCCUGUGGUUUGUAAAAUGCAAGAAUAUGUUUUUAAGGAACAGAAAUAUGAAGAAAGUAGACUAAUCUUUUUGACGUAUUUGACAGUCCAUUCAGUAUUUUGGGUGUGGUUAGUUGAUUAUUCACUGUUAAAACAUUCAUAAGUUAUAUGUAUAUCUUCCUGUGAAUCAAUUCCUUAUUUUCGCAGUCGUAUAAUAAUCAUCGUCAUAGUCCAGGAGCCAAUGACAAAAUAAUAUGGUCAUCAGUUACAAAAGGUUUGCCCCCCCCCCCCCAAAAAAAAACAAAAACGUACGAGUAAAAAUCAGUUGAUCAGAUCAGGCACUGCAGCACCUUAAAAUUAGGUCAUAAGUAACAUGACUGAAACUUUCUAGGGACAAUGGUAUCCAUAGUCAUCAGUUACAUGGCUGAAACUUACCAGAAACCAAAGAUAAACACUUAGUAAAUACAAUUUUCAAAAAUGUAACCAAAAAUUUGGGGGCUUUCCCCAAGUCAGAUCGCUCAAAAGUAUGUCCGACCACACCCUAAAAAUGGGGCUUUUUAUAAUUAUGAUCAUCAGUUACAUGGCUGAAACUUACCAGAAACAAAGAUCCAUACUUGGAAAACAUAUUUUUCAAUAAUCUAACCAAAAAUGUUGGGGCUUUCCUCAAGUCAGAUCGUCCUAAAGCCCACCUGACCAUGCCCUAAAAAUGGGACUUUUUAUAUGGUCAUCAGUUACAUGGCUGAAACUUACCAGAAAUAUUGCUCCAUGCAUUUUAGCACCCCUGGGAGCUACUUUAAGGUGCUGCUGCGGCCAUACGCCCCAGUAGUGCCCGGUCUGACCAAUUGAUUUUUACUCGUACGGACACCUGCUACAAAUUUGGAGGGGUCAAACCUUUUGUAACUGAUGACCGUAUUAUUUUGUCAUUAGCUCCUGGACUAUUAGUCCCCCCCACACCGUUGAACUAUUUGGACGUCUUGUUGGAAAAUCAAUUAUAGAGACAGAGAGAGAGAAAUGGGGUUUAACGUCCACUCUACACAAACUAGGUCAUUUCGGGACUAACACAUGGUUUAAUUUUAAAUUUUAUUUCAAUAAUUCGCUUGCGCGUAGAGGUCUUUAGCAGUGGGAGGAAACCGGAGGACCAAGAGAAAACCCACGAGGUUGGACAAACGACCCUACUCCUUGUCACGUACAACGGGAAUCAAUUAUAGGGGGUUGGACUAUAUGGAUGCAAAAGGGCUCCGAGUCUAAUCAGUGUCCCACUUAACUAUUCUGUGUUUAGAUUAUACCGAUCAUGGAUUAAAAUAGAUUGGACACUAACAUUGUUUACAUGACCCAUUUUUAUUCGACAAUGCAAAAUGUAUAAUAUACGUAUAUAAACUAUUUAGGUAUUCUUAUAAAAAAUAUGAAGCUGUAUAUAAAAAUAUUUUAAUGAACAAAAUAAAUAUUGUGUUUAAAAAUAAAAUUGUUAUACUUG
Patella vulgata (common limpet) is the source of this 2950-nucleotide messenger RNA. Its product is annotated as alkylglycerol monooxygenase. The transcript is spliced from 11 exons. Gene Ontology annotation, molecular function: oxidoreductase activity; iron ion binding. The record is from RefSeq and is a predicted model, not a curated record. Gene Ontology annotation, biological process: lipid biosynthetic process. The coding region runs from base 225 to 1562 and encodes 445 amino acids. Lineage: Eukaryota; Metazoa; Mollusca; Gastropoda; Patellidae. Gene Ontology annotation, cellular component: endoplasmic reticulum.